Messenger RNA from Xylona heveae TC161, 1528 nucleotides. Its product is annotated as flavin-nucleotide-binding protein. The record is from RefSeq and is a predicted model, not a curated record. The transcript has a single exon. The coding region runs from base 349 to 1188 and encodes 279 amino acids. Lineage: Eukaryota; Fungi; Ascomycota; Xylonomycetes; Xylonales; Xylonaceae.
CAGCUUCCUUCCUGGAAACUGCAUCUUCCUCUUGUGCAGUGUAACAUGUGGUGUUCAUACUAUUUAAACACCAGCCCACAUAUAUACCCCUAACACUGCCGCGUAAUUGAAUUUCUUUUAAAUUUUCUCUAAGAAUACUGUAUUGAGCUUCCUGCCCUCGUCUCUUUUGCCUCAGCCGCUUUAUUCUAUAUACUGCGUUGUGUUUCAAAUUUUGGCCCCUGGUUUGCACCCUCAUCUUCGUGCGCUGCUUUCCUUCCUCCUGAGAGUCGAUCUGUUUGUUUUCCUCAUCGCGCUGCCUCUCUUUCCUUUGCUUCUUCUGCGGCGCUGUCACAAUAGCUUACGUCCAUCAUGGCCGAGUCCGCGACAUACCCUCUUCAUCCGCGCUCCACAAUCCGCCGCAAACACGAUCGCGGCGCCUACGACUAUUUGACCGUUCACUCCAUCUUGCGUGAUGCUCCCAUAUUGCACAUAUCUUUCUUACCGUCCGACAUCUCAGACGACCCCUUUCCCACCACGCUGCCCAUGAUCGGCGCUGUUGCAUCCUUUUCUAACCCGAACGCCGACCCGGCUUCUGAGAUUCUCGACAUCUAUGUGCACGCACACAGCGCGUCGCGGCUUAUGAAACUACCUUCAAGCUCACCUCAUGCCACAGAUGUUGCAGACGACGAAGAUGGUAGUCCCGCCGUCCCGGUCUGCGUGUGCGCGACGCUCAUUGACGGCUUUGUUCUGGCCUUGACCCCCUUCAAUCAUAGCUGCAACUACCGUUCUGCGAUUGUUCACGGAUAUGCCAGCGUCGUGACUGAUGAGCCUGAAAAGAACUUCGCGCUACAUCGAAUCACCGACAGCGUAGUUCCUCAGCGCUGGGACAACACCCGUGUGCCACCUUCCAAAGCUGAGAUUACAUCGACCUCAGUGCUCAAAAUCAAAAUCGAGUCCGCGAGCGCCAAGAUUCAUGUCGGUGGUCCUGGUGACGAUCGAAAAGAUCUGAAGGAUGAAAAUGUGACAGAGAAUGUCUGGACAGGAGUUCUUCCCGUCUAUCAAGUCAUUGGUGACGCGAUUCCAGGCGAAAAUAAUAAGGUGCAAAAGGUCCCCGAGUAUAUAGGAACCUGGAGGUCUCAGAGCAACCUGGAAGCGGAGAAAUAUGCGCGUGAAGCUGCGUUGGUUGAGGAGAAAAAAAAGAAAAGAUAACGCUGUGAACUUGCGAACUAUAAGGGUUUGGGAUGAGAAAUGGAGAUUAUAUGGCCGUGACUGCACAGAUCCGUGUGGUCUCUGUUUCUAGCAAUAUGUAACGACUAAAGCACUGGUUUCGUUGUUUGAUAGUCUGCUCAUUGCGAAUUUUCGAUCCCAGUGGGUAUCUCUUGCCAGCUUCAUCCCGUACCCUUUUUCGAAGCCACAGAAGUUUAUUGUUUCGGAAAAAAUGUCUACAGUAUCUGGUUUGUUGAUAAACGACUGCUUCUAUUAAUUCUUUUUUGUUCAUAUGCAACAUCACGUAUUCUGCUAUAAGUUGCCAGAUAAGAAUACUAAUGCC